AUGAGUUUUGAGAAGUUUCGUCGUACUGGUGAAUUAUCCGAUGUUACAGUGAUCGUAGAUAAAACUGAAUUUAAACUACAUACAUUUCCAUUAAUUACAAAAAGUGAUUACUUUAAAAGAGCUAUAGAAUCAUCAACAAAAUCUGCUCCAUAUGUUAUUCGAUUAGACAAUAAUUUUCCAGGUGGUGCUCAAGUUUUUAAUCAAUUAGCAGAUUAUUUUUAUUCAAUACCAAUACCUAUUGAUCAUAAAAAUAUUAUUCCUCUUCGUUCAGCAGCAUGUUUUAUUGAAUGUGAUACAUUAGCUUCAUUACUUGAUGAACGUUUUGAUCGAAUUCUUUUAAUUGCACGAGCUAAAUAUGAUUUGGGUAUCCCAUUAGUAUUACUUGAACAAUGCAUUGGUGAAUAUCAACAAUGGGCGAAACAAACACAUAUUGUUGAUAAAUGUCUUGAAUCUAUUCUUGAAUCAUUAGUUCGUGGUACUGGUUUACAAUUAAGUAUAUCGGAUUGUGAAAUAAUUAGUCGUUUACCACUUGAAUGGAUUAUUGAAUUAAUUAAAUUAUGUCCAACAGAAAGUAAAUUUGCUGUUCUACCUUUGGCUAAACAUUACAUUACAGUACAUAUACUUGAUCAAAAUCAAUUGUAUACUUCUAUUUCAUCAUCUACACAUAAUGGAUAUGAACAUAAAAAUAGUUUUAUACCUAUUACAAAAAAAGAACAUAUGUCAAUAACAACCAAUGAUGAAAAACGAGCAAUACUUGAUCAAAUUGUUCAAACAUUAGGAAGUAUACUUGAACAAUUACCCCUUGUGUGGCUUAAUGCUGUUUAUGAGAGAGCAGUUGAAUUAAGAUGUGAAUGUGAAUCGAUAUUAUCGUCUUAUAUAACAUAUGCUAUUCUUAAUUCAAAUGAUAUAGAUAAAAAUAUAGAAAAUAUUCCUGAUGAAAUUAUGACUAGAUUGUUAGAACGUGUUAACAACUAUAAAGAACAACAUAUUCAAGAUCCACAAGUAUUAGCAAAAUUAUCUUCCUUAAUUGAUUCAUAUGUUGAACAACUUCGUCAACGAGGUGUACUUACAAGUGAACAAUUUGUUAAAUUAGCUUCAUGUAUACCAAAAGAACAACGAAAUUCACAUGAUAGUCUUUUACUUGCACUCGAUGAUAUCCUUAAAAAUGAAAAUUCAACAACAUUGAGUAGUACUGAACGAGAAGAACUACUUAAUCAAAUUGAUUUUUCACGUGUAAAUGAAGAAACAAUUGCUGCAUGCAAAAAUAAUAAACUUAUUCCACAACAAUUAAUUACUGAAGCUGCUUUGGCUCUUUGUGCUAAAUUAAGAAAACAACUGGAUGAAACUCGAACUCGUUUAUGUUCAAUUGAAAAUGAAUUAUCCAAAUCUCGACCGACAUAUACUAGUCCAAGUUAUCGAACACGUUUUUAUGACUCAUCAUUAGGUAUUCCAACUCGUUUUCGUACUAAAUAUAUAAAUAAUUAUGAUUUACCAUUAAGCAGUUCGACUUAUAGUUACUCAAAAUAUGACAAUGAUAGUGAUUUUGAUAGUAUUUUACCAUCAAGAUAUCUCUCAGCAUCUUUACGUAGUCGAUACGGUAGUUAUUCUACUUAUCGUCAUUAA
Messenger RNA from Rotaria sp. Silwood1, 1623 nucleotides. The record is from the annotation of a GenBank genome assembly. NCBI's taxonomy places the organism in Eukaryota, Metazoa, Rotifera, Eurotatoria, Philodinida, Philodinidae.